GAGUUACCCUUGCAUAUCGCAAUAGCUUCUAAGUUCAAUAGCUCAAUAACUUGAAAAGACAUCACAUUUUAGGAAUUUUUUUAGAGCUUCUACUGUAGUUGUAUUUUUUUCAGCUUUGUAACAUAAUGGUUAAAAAUUGAGAAACAGCAUUUUUUCAACUAGGCCUUGUAGUGAUUUUGACAACCGUUUGUUCUCAAGGUAUGGUGAGCUUUUCAUAUAUUUAUGUCAGUUCUUCCUCCGAACUAUUUCUUCAAGCUUUGAGAACCUUCCUAAAAACAAGGGCGGGGUUUGGGCGUGGUACUUUUACUUUAUGUAUUCAACGGCUUUUUCACUGUCAUUGACCGUAUGGCUGUGUGACCUUAUGACCGUAUGGCCAGCAUGUUUUCCGGGCUCUGAAUAAAAUCACCACAAAGUUUCCUUUUUUUCACUUCCAAAUGAAACAGCUCAUUAACUUUCGAAACAUCGUUGGCCAUUAGCAUUUACCAAGUCAGCUUACGCGAAACCAUACCAAAAACUGCUAUCUGAAACAAAAAGUAUAAGGAAUCAACUUCCAGUGCAAAAGCAAAAGCAGAAAAUGGAGGUCAACAAGAAGCCUCCCAUUUUAAAUGUAAGUUCUGCAGUUGUCGUAAUAAUUGGGCUACUUGUCGCUGAGACAAUUUUCUUGCAUUUGUGGAUGUACAGAGCGGAAAGCGUCUUGACAAAAAGGAUAAAUGAGAUGGAAAGACAACAGGUUAUCACAAUAAAGCAGUUAGAGGAACUUAAAAAUCGUGAAAUUUAUCGCAAUCAAAUAGGCCUAGACAGUGCCUCUCGCUAUUUGGCACAUGAUAUCCAGAAAACAGAAAAGCAUAAACGAAGGUCAAGACGUGACAUCGAAGAGAAGGUUGAUUCUGUGUUGCGAAUAUUGAAAUCGUCGUACCACGGGAUAUUGCACCCUUGGGACAAGCAACCAGCCUAUAGAAGAAAAUGCCGGAAUGUGACCUUAGUAUGCAUGAAGGGGGAAAGAGGAGCAAGAGGUAAACCAGGCCCACGCGGAGCCAAAGGGGCCAAAGGGGAUGUUGGGCAACAAGGAGUUUUAGGGCCUGCAGGUGUUAUGGGUCCACCUGGUGAGAAGGGUAGCCGGGGGCCAAAGGGUGAGACUGGAUCGCCAGGAAAAUCAAUAUCAAAGCCAAAAAUUAUAUCAAAGUUUCCUAAAAUCCUCUACAAAAAGAAAGGCACAAAUUUGACGCUAAUUUGUGAAGCUGAAGGAAACCCUACGCCAAAAAUGCAAUGGACCUUUGGAAAGCAACAGCUUGGCGCGAGAUACACAUUUCCUACCACAGGUGCUCUGGUUGUAUCAAAUUUAAGGGAGAAUGACGAUGGCAGAAUUUCAUGCAUUGGCGAAAAUAUUCUCGGAAAAGAGAUAGUUGAAUUUGAAUUGUCGGUUCUCACAAGGCCAAAACUUUAUCUUAAGGCUAGAAAAGUGACAGGAAAAACAGGGGCUCCUUUAGAAGUUCGGUGCAAUGCCACUGGCAAUCCUGUUCCAAAGCUCAGCUGGAAAAAGGCCCACGGUGUAAUGCGAGGCAAGAACAUUCUGUCUACAGAUAAGAAAAGCAUUACGCUAGAAUUCACUAACCCAGUUUUUGAUGAUGGUGGUUACUAUACCUGUAAAGCAGCAAAUGACAAUGGCUUAGCAAACCAAUCCGUUUUCGUAGUUUUUCUUGACGUCAAAGAAAGAGACUGUUCUUCGUGGAGGAAAAGCGGGCAGACAAAAAGCGGAAUCUAUACAGUUCACCCAGAUAACAACAUGCCCUUCUCCGUUUAUUGUGAUAUGGAAAAUGAAGGGGGCGGUUGGACGGUAAUACAGAGACGUACUGAUGGGUCUGUUGAUUUCUUUAAAAACUGGGAAGAAUUUAAGGAAGGUUUCGAAGACUUAAGAAAUGAGUUUUGGCUUGGCAAUGAAAAUAUUCAUCGAUUAACGAAGAAUAAAGACAUGAUGAUUCGAUUUGAUCUUGAAGAUGUCGAAGGAAACAAAGCGUUUGCUGAAUACAGUACAUUCUACAUUGACGGCCAAGAAGAUCAAUAUUCACUGCACGUAGGUGCUUAUUCAGGAACCGCUGGUGAUUCGUUUUCGUUUGCAGAUGGGGUCAAAUUUUCAACUAAAGAUCAAGAUAAUGACACCGACAAAGGCAGCUGUGCUGUUUUGUAUCAUGGAGCCUGGUGGUAUCAAGCAUGUCAUGCUUCAAAUUUGAAUGGCAGAUAUCUAAAUGGUAAACAUGCUUCGUAUGCUGACGGAGUAAACUGGAGAUCCUUUAAAGGCUACUAUGAUUCGCUAAAAAAGACUGUUAUGAAGAUAAGGCCCCGAGCCGCAUAAAGAGUCAAAAUGUUCGAUUUAACGAGAUUCGAAUUAUAGAGGUAUUUUGUAAGGGGUUUGAGAAUUUUGUUCGAAUUAGUAAAAGCUUGAAGUUCGAUUUAGACAGAGUUGACUGUUGUUGAAGAGAUUACGUCAUAUUCUGGGGUAGUCACGUGACAUUAUAUUCGUCAUUUAUUAGCACGCUAUGUUGACAGAAUCAGAGUGUAGUUGUGACUCAGCGGUAACCAACAUGUAAUCCAGUAGAAAAUCAUUAUUCUUAAAUAUAUACGCUAAAGCUGCAAAUCAGACGUUUUCCUUUUGCACUUCUGAUCCACAAUGCAAACUACUCAACAACUGUGUUUUCAUUGGUCCUCGUGUGCCGAAAAAAUGGCUAUUUUGCACUCUUUAGAUAACAACUAGUUGCCUAACUACGUCUUUGCAAAAUUAAACUUCAUCAUCUUUAUAAAGUUCUUAUCAUAUCAUCUUUAUCAUUGUUAUAUAGUAAUUCUUUGUUUAUAUAAUAUUCUUUAUUAUUUUGAAAAAUUCAAAUUUAGUUAUUCCAAGAAGUAGUUCCUGCUUUACAGAAGUUCGAUUUCUUAAAAAAACAGAGCGAAAUUAAUUCAAUGUAUUACAGUAUAAAUUGUUUUGCUUGAAAAAUGGGCAUAAUAAAAAUGUAACCAUAAUCUAACACAUUAUACAAAAAGAAAAACACUAGGGCUGUAUAUUCUACCUAAGUUCGUAAAGUGCGAAUAUGAAGAAAACCAAUAAAAUUUGCAUCAUAUCUCUGUCAUUAUUGCUUUUCUUAGAUUUAGAACUCCACCUCAAAAUUGCUUUUCUUAGAUUUCUUCAUUUUGUAGUUGGUCAUGAGUUUGAAGCUAUCUUGAAUUUUUUUGCAAUAUCUUUACUCGCUUUCCAGAUAUUGAAGUGGAAAUUUUAAAAUAACCAUAAAAAUGCGAUCAAACCUUCUUGUGCAUGAAACAUCGAAAGAAACUAUUUUACAAACCAUCGUUCAUAAAGAUAUUUACAUAUACACACAGACACACACCAGCUUCUCAUUCUCGGUUGUUAAGUCACUAUUGGCAAAUAUUGCUAUAGAAGAGAGAAGACAGACUCGAGGUACAAGGUACCACUUUAGAAGGAACCUACAUGUAGAAGGCCAAAAUAUUUAAAGAACUUAUGCUACUAAAAACGAAAUCCUAAGGAACUUUUCGAUUUGAAAAAUUAUAACUGCAAGCAUCAAGAACUAAAAAGCUGGUUCUAUUCAUUUGCAGCCAAUACUCGCAUAGAUUGUUUGCUAUUCGUGUUUCAAGUGCUUCAUUGAGUAGUUUCUACAUAUG
Rhopilema esculentum is the source of this 3666-nucleotide messenger RNA. Its product is annotated as fibrinogen C domain-containing protein 1-like. Lineage: Eukaryota; Metazoa; Cnidaria; Scyphozoa; Rhizostomeae; Rhizostomatidae. The record is from RefSeq and is a predicted model, not a curated record.